Molecule: messenger RNA, 804 nt
Organism: Didymodactylos carnosus
Lineage: Eukaryota; Metazoa; Rotifera; Eurotatoria; Philodinida; Philodinidae
Source: the annotation of a GenBank genome assembly
AUGCAUUUAUUUUUUACUCUUGUCUUUAUAUCAAUCGUUGGACAUACAGCAACGAAUAAUGUUGACAACAGUAUCUGUAUUAGAUCAUCCUCAAAUUGGUGUCAGUCAUAUCAAACAGCAAAAGCCUGCGGAGUACUUGAUCAAUGUAAAAAUUAUGUUUGGAAUUAUGAUAAUGAUCGCAUUAACUUUUCAUUGUAUUAUGAAACUCUAUGUCCAGAUUGUCGACAGUUUAUACAGACACGUAAGAUAAAAAUACAAAAUUUUGACGAUAGCAUCCGAUAUGAUAAAUUAUGUUUUAUAGAAGUCUGGAAUUCAUAUCAAGCUGUGUUGAGUAUUGUGAAUAUUACAUUUAUUCCAUAUGGCAAUGCCAAAGAACUUUUUCGUCCGGAAACUGGCCUAUGGCAAUUUUAUUGUCAACAUGGUUCAUCUGAAUGUCUUGGUAAUGUAAUUCAUGCUUGUACAAUUUAUUUUUAUCCAGAUAUUCAACAGCAUCUGCCAUUUAUUUAUUGUACCGAAUCGACAGAAGGUGAUGUUCAAGAAGUAGCGGAAGAAUGUGCAAAAAAAUCCAGUGUAGAUAUAGACAAAAUUAAUGCUUGUACACACUCUAAACUUGGAAAUGGUUUAGAACAUACGUACGCACUAAUGACAGAAGCAUUAACACCACAGCACACCUUUGUACCAUGGGUCACAAUAAAUGGGGAACAUACUGCAGAAAUUCAACAGGCUGCAGAAACAGAUCUUAUUGGACUAAUAUGUAAGACGUAUAAGGGUUCAAAUAUUCCUGAUGAAUGCAAAAAACGAUGA